UAAAAUAUGUUUACCCAUUUUAGUCAUUCAUUCUGCCGUGAGACAUGCAAGGGAUUACACUGAUCACCCAUACUAAUCAAUCUUCGUGAACGAAUUCGCGAGAUCUCAACAAGUUGAUGAAACAUUUCCAGGCAUUUUUGGAACUUGUACAAGAACUGGUACAAUCCAUUGAAUUGAGUACAUGACGUAGAGUUUGUUUCUACUGUCAGAAUUGAUAUCAGAAAAGGAUAGAGUCAGAGGAAAAAAAUACUGUAUAUAACUUAAACUGAAUCUAAGCACCAACUACAAAGGAAGUCAAUUUGAGCGUUGUAAAAAGGUGUCAAAGACUUACAGCCAAGAUGUCUAAUUCUUCGAAGGCUUACUACGAACAAUGUCUAUUCCUUGGCAUAUCAACUGACUUCAUCGUAGAUUACCGAUCUCUUUACAUGUCCAUGGUUGUGAUAAACGCUCUUAUCGCUCUACCUACGAUGUUUGGUAAUCUGGUCAUUAUCCUUGGAAUAUGGAUAACCCCUUCAUUACAAACUGUUUCAAACCUCCUGCUCAUUGGACUAGCAUGCUCGGACCUUGGGGUUGGGCUAAUUGUUCCUCCUCUGAACAUCGCAAGAAAUUUGCUCAAGCUUCAAAAUAAAAGCUGGUGCGAGGUCCAAGUUGCUUACACGUUUUUUGGCGUGAUGUUUUGUGGAGUUUCUUUUUUGACAGUAGCAGCUUUUACUAUUGACAAGUACUUGGCCCUUCACUGGCAUCUGCGUUAUGUAGCCAUAGUAACAACCCGGCGAGUCGUGUACAUUCUAGUAAGUUUUUGGUUCAUCUUUGGGGCGAUGUCGACGAUACAGCUAUGGAGCAUGACGGCUUAUCGUAUUAGCGUCUGCGUCGUUAUUCCUGUGUUCCUUCUUGGGACUUCGUUUACAUACAUGAGUAUUUACCGUGUACUUCGACGACACAACUCUCAGAUCCAAACCCAAACGAAAAUAUCUGCACCGAACAGAGCCAACGGCGAGGCUCACUGUCUUAACAUGUCUCGAUAUCGUAAAUCAGUUUCUAGCAUGUUUCUGGUUUAUUGUUUGUUUAUAUUAUGUUAUAUUCCAUACAUUUGUGUGCAGUUUACGAUUCUUUUUACCCAGCUGUCCUUCUACGCGAGCGAUACCCCAAUCGAUGGAAACAACCACACAAGGUUGUACCUGGCCGUUGAUAUUACAGAAACUGUUGUGAUUGUUAACUCUUUUGCUAACCCUAUAAUCUAUUGCUGGCGAAUGAGAGAAAUAAGACAUGCAGCCAAACGGAUUGUGAUGUCUCUUCGCUUUGGCACUAUUGUACACCCGAUUAAUGAAUCUGGGACAUUCACGGGGACGGCAUAAAAGCCUUUCUAUCUUUAUUCAUCCGUGGAGCGGGCUUUGUAAAAUGUAUUCGACAAGGACUAUCUAUAUAGUUUUGUCCUUUAGACAUUCUUGGUAGUUAAAUAGAAGCCUUGAAGAAAAUAAUAUGGCAAUAGCGUUUUUUGUGUCAAUUAUCAUUUGACUUUUGCGUGGAAAAGACACAUGUCGUCAAAGAAAAAGCCAUUUGAAGUUUCGUCGUAUAUAACUGUAUAGAUGAAGCCAAUAGGCCACUUACAGCUCAAUAUCGUGUAUUUAUUUGCAAAAUCAUACUGGGAUCAACAGGACAUUUAGGAUGUAGAACACAUGUCGUCAAAGAAAAAGCCAUUUGAAGUUUCGUCGUUUAUAACUGUAUAGACGAAGCCAAUAGGGCACUUACAGCUCAAUAUCGUGUAUUUAUUUGCAAAAGAAUACUGGGAUCAACAGGACAUUUAGGAUGUAGAACAACAGAAAAGGCUUUUUUAAUGCCUUUCAUGCUGACAAUGUAAUUAACGAAUUUAAUUAACUUUGUGCCAAAUUGUACAAAAUGGUGUAUUAAGGACACUAUUCAAUGUGUUUUUCCUAAUGUAAUAAAACUGAGUUUACAUGAAGGAAAUCUGUGUCAUUCGCAUGUUUGUGUAAACAAGCUCUUCAUUUUAGUGUAAGGUAAAUAAAGUCAGGAUAGAAUUUAAAAUGAGAAUUUUGAAUAUUUUAUUUCUUUAGAGCGUGAAAGACGAGAUUUUCCGGUCAAAAUAUGACAGGUGUCUUGCUGUUUAGAGGGAAAAUAGUGAAUUAUGAUUGCUCGAAAAAUGUACAAAAAGAACUGAAAAUAAAUAUACUUCACAGAGAGAAUAAAUGGUUAUUACUAAUAAGAAUAGCGAGUUGUGAUCUUUGAUAUUAUGUAGGAUUACAAUAAUAAACAAAAGAAAGAAGCUAAAAACUAGCUGUGAGGAGUGUCGUG
Molecule: messenger RNA, 2310 nt
Organism: Exaiptasia diaphana
Lineage: Eukaryota; Metazoa; Cnidaria; Anthozoa; Actiniaria; Aiptasiidae
Product: adenosine receptor A2a
Exons: 1
Coding region: 339-1355 (338 amino acids)
Biological process (GO): G protein-coupled receptor signaling pathway
Cellular component (GO): membrane
Molecular function (GO): G protein-coupled receptor activity
Source: RefSeq, a predicted model, not a curated record